Messenger RNA from Nematolebias whitei (Rio pearlfish), 2789 nucleotides. RefSeq lists its product as uncharacterized. Gene Ontology annotation, biological process: DNA integration. Gene Ontology annotation, molecular function: RNA-DNA hybrid ribonuclease activity; nucleic acid binding. The transcript is spliced from 5 exons. The record is from RefSeq and is a predicted model, not a curated record. Lineage: Eukaryota; Metazoa; Chordata; Actinopteri; Cyprinodontiformes; Rivulidae.
AUGCCCAUCCCAGAGUUUAACUGGGACAAGAACAUGGAGCCUAAGGGGGACAUCCAGCCAGGGGAGCUGGACGAGGGAGAAGGGGUGGCGGUGCGGCGCGGAGGAGUUGGGGACGUGGCGUCUCGCGCUGGGGAUGAUGAGUAUGCUGACAUCUACUGGGGGCUGAUUGAAUCUGAGAUCCCUGGGGGAAUGGGUGUUUUCUCUGCAUACCUGGCGUGGGAGCCAUGGUUCCGGACUCUUGAGCCAUACACGCCGCUCUCAGACCCCUUACAUCGAGCUGAUGAUCCACACAAACCCGUCACUGAAGAGGGAAUUUCUGAAACUAUAGAGGGGUUAAAACAAAGUGGGGUCUUGGAACCCUCAUACUCUGAUUGGAACACACCAGUUUUACCUGUACAAAAGCCAGGUACAGGCAAAUUUCGUAUGGCACAUGAUUUGAGAGCCAUAAAUAAACUACUGGUCACGCCCACCGUGCCAGUACCGAAUCCCUAUGUGGCCUUAAGUAACCUGACCCCAGAACAUGAAUGGUUCAGCUGCCUGGACCUCGCAAACGCCUUUUUCUGCCUUCCCCUCGCAGAAGAAUGUAGAGACAUAUUUUCAUUCAUAUAUCGUGGAGAAAAGUUGCGAUAUACGAGACUGCCGCAAGGGUUUGCGCUCUCACCAGGGAUUUUCAAUCAAGUGUUAAAACAAGCUCUGGGCAAUAUAGAACUGCCACAGGACACAGUGCUUGUCCAGUAUGUUGAUGAUUUGUUAAUCGCAAGUCAUACUGCACAAGACUCGUUACAAGCCACCGAAGCCGUGUUGCGACAGCUACAUGCCUCCGGGUUUAAAGUAAGUAAAAAUAAACUCCAAGUGACGCGAAAACAAGUAUCUUUCCUAGGGAGAAUUAUCUCUCAGAAGGGAGCAGGCCUUUCUUAUUCACACCGCGACACCAUCCUACAUCAUCCAAAACUGCAGACAGUGAAAGAAAUGCUGUAAUUUCUGGGCCUGACAGGUAACAGCAGAAAUUACAUCCCAAACUACACAGGCCUAACACAAACUUUGCGCGCCUUGGUUAAACAGAAAGGAAUGAGAAACCUCACAGCUCCAUUGGACUGGACUGAGGAGGCUGAAAGAACAUUUAUUGACAUAAAACAGCAUCUCAGCAGAGCAGCUGAGUUAGCUCUCGCUGACUACGGAAAACCCUUCUAUUUGGAUGUUUCUGAAACAGGAGGAGUGAUAAAUGGUGUCUUGUUUCAGAAACAUGAGGGGGGUAGGAUAACAUUAAUGUAUGUUAGCGUCAUGCUAGACAACACAGAAAAAAGACAUUCGCCAUGCACACAACAUGCAGCAGGUCUGGCCAAACUGAUUCAGAAAACAGCUCAUCUGGUGAUGAGACAUUCUCUACAUGUGUUGACUUCACACACUGUAGUUGCAUAUGUUAACUCACAAAACUUCACUAUGUCACCAUUAAGACAACAGCGUAUAAACAAAAUAUUGGAAGCACCAAACUUGUUUACUCAUGAAGGGAUUAACAUGGCAGACAGAGUAGGCACUGGGGAACCACAUGCAUGCCAAAAGAGGGUGGAGAGAGAUGAGAAGGUUAGACCAGACCUAGAAGCCACACCUCUGGAGGAGGGACAUGUUCUAUUCAGUGAUGGUAGUUGUUUCCGUCAAGAGGAUGGACAGCUCAGUGCUGGCUACGCGGUGGUACAUCAAACAGACCAGGGGUAUGAUACAAUAGUUCAGGAGAGACUGUAGGGAGCUCAGUCAGCACAGAGGGCUGAGGUAAGGGCCCUAAUUGCAGCCCUACAGUGGGCUGAAGGAAGAAAAGUCACCAUUUUCACUGACUCAGCUUAUGCUUUUGGAGCAGCGCACGUGGAGCUGGCUCACUGCACUGUGUGUAAUUUGUACAACUCUAAACCAACCAUUAAGACGCGUGAGCAAGGGAAAUUUCCAAUAAACAUGACACCGGGUCGGGAGAUAAUUAUUGAUUACACAGAUAUGAUUCAAGCGAUACGAGGAUUCAAAUAUCUGUUGGUUUGCGUGGAUGCCUUCACGGGGUGGCCAGAAGCUUGGUCUGCGAAAAAAGAGGACAGUCAAACAGUCGUUAAGUGCUUGAUAAACCAUUAUAUACCGAGACACGGGUUUCCAACUAAAAUAAGGUCGGAUAAUGGAACGCAUUUUAAAAACUCAGAUCUUCAGAAGGUUGAAAAAGCAUUAGGAUUGAAGCAUGCUUUUGGGACAGUUUACCACCCUCAAUCUCAGGGGAAAGUUGAAAGAUUAAACAGAAACCUCAAACAAAAAAUAUCAAAGAUCUGUGCACAGACUCAUUCCAAUUGGCUUGAUUCAUUGCCUAUAGCGCUCAUGGCCAUUAGAGCAUCGAUUAAUAGGGGUACAGGUUUCACCCCUUAUGAAUUAACAACAGGAAGGUUUUUCCCUGGGCCUCAGCAAAAUCUCGAGUGGCCCUCGGAACAAGUAAUGAACAUGUCACACAAUAUGUAUUAUAACCCACUCAGAGCUUUGUUGUCUAGCUUUGCUCAACAGAUUCCAGAUUCCAGUACUCCUCAGGAGGAGGAGUCGUCGAGUCUCACUUCAAACUGGGUCCUGUUGAGAGUGGUGAAACGUAAGUGGACGGAACCAAGGUGGACGGGGCCGUACGAGAUCAAAGACCGUACCUCACACGCAGUACGUCUGAAAGGAAAAGGCUCCACGUGGUUUCAUCUCAGCCAAUGUGCACCUGCUGAAGAACCCCACCGCUCGCUGAAAGAAGUCGAAGCAGACCUGCUGGAACAGCAGGAGUAAAGAUC